AACUCUCGUUUGAGAUAUAAUAAUGGAAGCAUUUCACGAGAUUUAAGCUUCAAAAUAAUAUUUGAAUCAAUAAAAUAUUGAUUUCGGUACCAACGACCUUCACGGGAGGGUUAAGAACUAGAGGGUGGGCUGGCAACCCUGUCCUAACAGCCGAGUCAACCAACAACGGUGCUUUGUGAGCAGGCGAACGUUGUUGUUGCGCCGCCAGAACAGAAGAUAAUGAAACUCCGAUCGGGGCAAGCGAAACCAACGCACCACUGGCACAAAUCAGAAAUCAGUCACCAGCAGGCCGACCAGGAAGGAAAUACCAAUAAACCGGACAGAUUCCGUGCAUUCCCAGGAGCUGGGCGAACGGAGCGGGGAGCAGCCGGACAGAACCGAAACGGCGGAGACAGAAACCGAUACAGAAAGUUCAGGAACUUUACAAAUCGCAGCGACAGACUGCGCAAUUUUCGCGGCGUAGUCCUUGGAAGCUUAGCUGGCUAGCUAGCUGGGGUCCUGGCACCCGGAGGUCACAGGCGGAGGCUCCCAGGCGUUUGGAAUCCUUGAGACGAUUUGGCAUUUGGAGAAAACCAAUUGAUCUAACGCACACAGCUAUUGGAAACUGGAACUGGAAUAGGAAUCGGAAACGGUAACGGUAGCUCGAGCGUAACAGGAUGCCCACCACCCAACACUCGCCCCAGGGUCAUCACGUCCAAGGCCCCAGCCAAGGACUAGGACAAGGCCAGCCGCAGGACAAUGGUGAACCCAUGAAGGGGAAGGAGGAGGGUGCCAACAUGCCCAAUCUGUCCACAUUGUCGCUGGAUGAACUGAAACAGUUGGACAGAGAUCCUGAAUUCUUCGACGACUUCAUCGAGGAGAUGUCCGUGGUGCAGCAUCUCAACGAGGAGCUCGAUUCGAUGAUGAACCAGGUGGAAAAUAUAUCAAACACGAUUCCAGGGGAGAACGAGAGCAAAGGCACCCAUUUGGUGGAGCUGAAGCGACGCCUCAGCGAUGACUACACUGCUUUAAAGACUCUGGGCGAGAAGUGCGAUCAGCUGAACAAGAAGUAUUUGAAAAAGUCCGAGGAGUAUGCACCGCAGCACAUCAGAGAGCUCCUUCAGAUAGCGGCCUCCAAUGCCGAUGCCGACUGUGAUCGGCAUGUGGAGCACUUUCUGAAUGGGAAAAUCGAUGUGCAGACGUUCCUCAAUACCUACCAGAGCUCCAAGAAGAUCAGCGCCGAGCGCAAAGCCAAGGAGGAGCGCCUGGGCAAUCAGCUGAGUGCUUUGGAACGAGCUGGAAUCUAGAAUGUAGAUGAUGAACGUUUAAUAUCUAAAACUCUCUCACACACACACAUACACAUCUCCAUCCGCCGCGAGUCGCAAUAUAGAGUCUAAGCAGGAUUAGCCCACAAGGGAGAAGGGAGAAGAAAAUAAGGAUAGGAAUGGAAGAAGACCACUGGAAGAGAUCACUGAACGCUCCGAAGACAACAUAACACUGCAAAAGCGAAGAUUUACAAACAAAAAAAAUAUAAAAACAAAAUAGUCGGCGGCCAGCCAUAUCGAAGGUUUUGGAGGAAGCCCUUCGGACCGGAAACGGAUGUCAGGCUGCCGUCGAAGAACAGAAACCCAAAACACCACUAAAACAGUAAUGAAAUGCAAAGAAAAACGCUCGUUAGUUGUAGGCUAACAUUUAAAACAACAAGAAACAAUUGUAAAUUGGUAGAAGCCAGCGUGUGCUCAGUGCCAGGCUUUAUAAUUCUAAUUAUACUCCUAGAGCGGGAACCCUUGUGUUAUGUCCCCCAACUCCACACCCACAUCUCAAGAAAUCACAAUGAAACUCCAACUCCAGUCCCAGUCCAAAAUCCAGGUCCAUCCCCAAUAGAUUCCCUCACACAUCCAUUUCUUCACUCCGCCGCGAUUCUCCCAAUAUAAUAGGUAUAAAAUCGUUUGGUCCAUUAUUUUGUCACAUGGCCAGCCAAAUCGUUCUAUUUGUAUUAUGUAUAAUUAAAAUAAAGUUUAUGAUUUAUCUAA
Drosophila bipectinata is the source of this 2012-nucleotide messenger RNA. RefSeq names its product Vacuolar protein sorting 37A (gene Vsp37A). Gene Ontology annotation, biological process: protein targeting to vacuole; protein targeting to membrane; ubiquitin-dependent protein catabolic process via the multivesicular body sorting pathway. Gene Ontology annotation, cellular component: ESCRT I complex. Lineage: Eukaryota; Metazoa; Arthropoda; Insecta; Diptera; Drosophilidae. The record is from RefSeq and is a predicted model, not a curated record.